AUGUUUGAGAAUGCACGGAACAGUGUUGUUGGGAAUACCACUAUAAGUGGUAGCGAAAGUGUCGUAACACUUGAAAAAGACAUCAUUACGGAAUACGAAAAAUUAGUGACAAAUGUUGAUAGAAUGAAUCAAAUAAUAACUCACAUGAACACAACCGAGGUACUAAACCUAAUCAACAAAUUACGUACCCUCGAAAAAAAAGUUGGCCUGGUGUAUACCUUGUUCAAAGCUUCGGUUUAUUCUUUGGUUACUGCUGAUCAAGAUAUUGGCGAUGGAAGUGGUGUUGGCGAUGGAAACAAUAUUUUUGGUGGAAUUGGAAAUAGAAUUGGGAACGGGAGUGGGGGUGCUGAUGGAAUCGACAAUAACGCCGAGAAGCAGCAAAGUACAAAUCGACCGAUUUUUUAG
This is a messenger RNA of Acaulospora morrowiae, 405 nucleotides long. NCBI's taxonomy places the organism in Eukaryota, Fungi, Glomeromycota, Glomeromycetes, Diversisporales, Acaulosporaceae. The record is from the annotation of a GenBank genome assembly.